Neurospora crassa OR74A is the source of this 1281-nucleotide messenger RNA. RefSeq lists its product as hypothetical. Gene Ontology annotation, biological process: regulation of DNA-templated transcription. Bases 142 to 1281 code for a protein of 379 amino acids. The record is from RefSeq and is a predicted model, not a curated record. Gene Ontology annotation, molecular function: DNA-binding transcription factor activity. The transcript has a single exon. NCBI's taxonomy places the organism in Eukaryota, Fungi, Ascomycota, Sordariomycetes, Sordariales, Sordariaceae.
CGCUGACUCGUCUCAGGGGCGACAAGUAUCAGUACCUCUACCAUUUUCUCCACGCCUGCUACCUGUAGAGGUCUUGCCGGCCUGCGAAUUGAUGUCCCGUCACGAUUGCCCGCAAUAGCACUUUGUCUUGUCCUUUGCGAUAUGAAUGAUUCCGGCAACCCCGACCAUAGCCUAGCCCCGGCAGUGACCGCCUCCCGGGCCAGGACUUCCCCCCCGCGUGCCCGCAAAUCAGUCGGCUCGCUCGACAAGAAACGCGAGCGUGACCGGCGUGCCCAGCAGAACCUGCGCACCAAGCGCCUAGAGCGCAUCCAAGAGCUCGAGCAGCGCAUAGUGAUGCUCGACGACAAAGUGCGGAAGUACCAUUACAUUUGUGACCGCCUGUCCCAGGAGAACAAACUCCUGCGCACGCGUCAAAAUGACAUCCGGCACUUGGUCGCUUCCUGGGGUCCCGAAGACGGCCUCUUCCUGGAACCGAGCUUUAGCACCGAGGCUUCAUUGGUGGGCGAUACGGGCUUUCUAGGCGCUGUGCCUGAACCAUGGCCCACCGCCGUCAUCUCGGAGACCGAGUCGGCGGCCCAGGCCAUGAUGGAGUUCAGACGGGGCAGCCCAGAAGGGAUGGCAUUCUCACCGCCCGAGUUGCCGACGGAUUCUGCAAUUCCUCGCUGGAGCAUGACGCCCUUCCACGAUGAUGACGAUGCUAUCAUGACCGACUGCUUCAGGCUCUGGCUGCAGAGGCCAGACUUGGUCGAGUCGUCUCCGGAGUCUCCCACGCCGCUGGAACUCCUUUACGGGUCUAAACGCAACUUUCUGGCAGACGUGAUACACCAAGCCUUACGGAAAUGCCCUUACCUGGACCCUGAGCGACUGGCCGUCGGUUGGUUGUGCUACUACUUCAUCAAGUGGAUGAUAUGUCCGACCGAAGCGGCCUACUUACGCCUGCAGCCAUGGCAGCUGCCUGUCGAGGAGCAACUGCAGAAGAAGCAUCCUUACUUCAUCGACCUGCUGUGGUUUCCUGGCCUACGGGCCAACAUGAUUAACAAGCAGCACCAAUAUGACCUCGCGGAUGCCUUCGCUCUCUUGACUUGUUGCGCCAAGGUGCGGUGGCCAUGGGGCAAGAACUUCCUCGAACCUGGCGAGGACGGCCAGUUCCGGAUGGUGCCAGAGUUCUAUGACACCUUCACAAGGAUCGAGGGAUGGGGCCUAACAGACGAGCUCAUAAUGCGGUACCCGGCGAUUGUGGACGGGUUAGAUAUUGAGUCGAUACGCUUCCGGAUUGCCUGA